AUGGCUAAUACAGCUCAAGUCGAACAUGAAAUAUCAUUAUUAGUUAAUUUUAUUCGUUCAAUUGGUAAACAAAAUUCUUCAACUGGUAAAUAUGAAACAACAUUUGGUGAUUUAUUUCGUAAUGAUGAAGUUCAAAAUACAUUUGAAAGUUUAGCUGGAACAUUAAAAGCUGCUAAACGUCGUAAAAUAAUUAGUUAUUCAUCAGAAUUACUUCUACAAGGUGUUCAUGAUAAAGAAUUAAUUACAUUAGAAAAAAAUGAUAAUUAA
Molecule: messenger RNA, 267 nt
Organism: Rotaria sp. Silwood1
Lineage: Eukaryota; Metazoa; Rotifera; Eurotatoria; Philodinida; Philodinidae
Source: the annotation of a GenBank genome assembly